This is a messenger RNA of Pimephales promelas (fathead minnow), 3553 nucleotides long. It is a transcript of the gene fam110a, whose product is annotated as family with sequence similarity 110 member A. The record is from RefSeq and is a predicted model, not a curated record. Lineage: Eukaryota; Metazoa; Chordata; Actinopteri; Cypriniformes; Leuciscidae.
CAAUCAAACCGGUCUGGCAAGUUUUAUUUUCUCCUUAACUCAAGCACACGCGUGCACCGUCUGCCCUGCUUGCUUUCUGCUCUCUGACACACACUAAAGACAUUGCUGACUGCAUUCUGACUCUGUCCUGACACAAACUUUACAAUUAAAGAGGAAACCAUUGCUGUUGAGUUUAGUGAGGCAACCACAGACAUAAUCCUGGAUCAUGUAGAGACAUGCCGAAUCCUGUCCCUGGAAUCCGUAUCCAAAGUGUUAAUGUGGAAGUAUACUGGCAAUAAGUCCAUUCAUCUACUUCAGGAAAUAAGAAACCAUAUAUAAAACAGCUGAAGUUUUUCAUUUCAAAGGAUGUCAACUGACGCCGUACAGCCCUCUCCACGGAGAAUAAUAAAGCUGGCUGUAACUCCUGGCACACCGAGUCGCAACCCAGAGCUAAGUUGUCCAGUCAAAUCAUCCCCAGGGAUACGCAAACCAAGUGCGGUGGAACGUUUGGAAGCAGACAAGGCCAAGUACGUCAAGACUCAACAGGUGGCGUUGAAAAAGCAGCACCCAGUCACUUGUUCCUCCAACAACAACAACAACCAGAGUGGACAAGCUGCUCAACAGCCAUCGAGGAAGAUCGCUGUAAAACCCACCAAGUCUGAAACGCCACCCCUUAACCUGGAACAUCUUUGCAAACUGAUCGAUGGAGUCGGCGAUACCACCGUUCCGGUCGUUUCUACACAAACCAACAGCACUGGGAAAGCUCAAGAUGCUACAGACACAUGCAAGGCCAUCUCUCCAACAAAAAGUCAGCUGGAUGAACCUUCUGUCGGGUCAACUUCAAGUCAAGCAAAAGCUGCGGUAGAAGCCUCAGGGGUUAACGGAUGUCCUACCAUGACGGUGCGGAGAGUCGAUGUCAGACCGCAGUUACCUCAAAUGAGGAUGGCCGGUAGACCACCGCUACAGAACCGCUCACAGGUACAACUGUCCACGUCGCAGGUCCCGUUAAAACUUCUGCGCUUGCUUAGACCAUACACACAGCAAAAUCAGCAACCAAUUGAUUUCAAAAGUUUCCACAAUGUCACGAACGUCAACCGAGGACCUAUUAAACCACCAAACGGUGCUGCACAAACCUCACCUUCUUCUAAAUCCCCAUCUAGCCCUCUCCCCAUAAAACCAAACACAGAACCACUAUCGUGUCCCUCUCCGACCCAAAAGACUCCAACCCCCGUUGCUUCGUUCCUAGCCAAAAAUGACAUCCAGUCCCCACCAUCUCCGGCCAUCACUCGGCUCUCCUCAACAAGCUCCAGGAAGCGUCCUUCACUGACGCGCUCAAAAUCUGAUGUCAGCGACUGCUUUUCACGAGCCGGGGUAGAGCUCGAGCGCUUCUUUAAUUACUGUGGCCUUGACCCAUUGGAUUUAGAGGAGCUGGGAACACCAGGUUCUGACAUUGUGUCCGUUUCACGUCUUCGUAGCGCCAGUGCCCCAGCUUCCGAGCGUACGGCUGAGGGUGAAGACGAGGAAGAAGAAGCAGCAAAAGAUGAACGUCCUGUUUAUGGCGUUUCCGUCAUCGAGAGAAAUGCUCGAGUGAUCAAGUGGCUUUAUGGAAUGCGCCAGGCCAAAGAGAGUCCUCAAGUGGCCAAUAUGUAACAGACAACAGUUAAGACUGAAAUCAAACAUGAUGUACAAAGUGCUAACUGUACUUUUCCCAUUCAGUAUUUUGUCUAUUAUCUUUAGAGUUGUCUAGUUGAAUCUACUGUGUUUGUGUGUCAUUUAUAUUAAUUUAAGCUUGGUGGUCAUUAGCAUGACUGUAGCCACCUGUGUUCUCAAACACUGACCAUGCUUUCAUAGGGUAAACGCCAAUAAACCUUUAAGCACAAUGUGUUUUUUGCAUUGUUGUCUAUUUCAACAAUGAUAGGCUGUUCUUGACCGGCUGAAUCAAAUGAUGGCAGGGGUUUUGGCAGAAAUAUCCAAAACUGGUGCAUGCAAAACGAAUUUGUGUCAUCCAAAAAUAUUUUCAAAGUGGACCAUAUUUUUUAUAUAUAUAAAUUGUACUUUGUGUCAUUUGAUGAUUAAAAAAAAAAAGUAUUUGUUUGUCACCAUGUUAAAAUUCAUUGGUUUACUCCGUCACCUCAGAUCUUUAUUAUAAGAUAGGAGGAAAACUUUGCUUUGGUACACAACAUUUUGUACACUAAGGGCCAGAUUUACUAACAGCUUGCAACAGCACAAACCCUCUUUUGCUGUUAAAAAACUACUGUCAGGAUUUACUAAAAACACAGUGAAAAAUUAGCUGGAAAGGCAUGGACAGGGUUAUUUUUGCAGCUAACUUUAAUGUAUAUGCAUUUGUACAAUUCCCUGUUUCCCUUUCAGACGCAAAAUUCAUGGCUGGAGAGUUUUUAAAUGAAUCGUGCAAGGUGAUUCACGAAGUCAAUUUACAGGUCAGGUGUGCUAGUCAAUUUAAUCUAUUUUGCAAUCUUAAUCUAUGUUGUCAGUAGAUCACCUGCACCCUAUUAUGUUAGCGACCCUAUGCUAAGGUCUGAAGUUUUCUUGUGCGUUUUUUCAUAUUCGUGAUUCGGUGGCUCUGAACUGUCAAAACACCAUUCAAACUGCUUGCUGCGGUUGCGAAAAACGCAAGUUUCGGAAGCAAUGUGCAAGCGUGAUUGACAUAACAUGAGGUCGUAUUUGUUUUUUUUAACGUGCGAACAUUUUUAACGCGAAUUUCGGAUUCAGUGUGCAAGGCCUUUGGGGCUGUUUACACAAAACCGUUUUCAACUAAAAACAAAAUGGCAGCAAGAGCAAGUUUUUGAAAACGGUCGAUGUGUAAACAACAAAAACACAACGAUGACAUCAUGCCCACCACGUAUUACGUGUUAAAUCUAUAGUGUUUCAUCGCCGUCUACCCUGAUAGCACACAUACAUCACAGAGACGUCUAUUUGAUGUGUGUGUUUACAUUUGGAAGUAAACGCACACAUCACAUUUUUAUUUGCUCAUCUGCAAUACGUCUAUAGGACGUUUGCUGUCAGAAGUAAAAUAGACUUUUAGAAGAUGUCUUUAAGAUGUAAUGAUUUAGAAUGUAACUGGCAUCUUAAAGAUCUCUAUCAGAUGUUAGCAAACAGCAGAUGCUUUCCAGCUGAAGGGAUCUUUAACAGACAUCUUGCAGACGUGCGUGUGCUAUCUGGGCAAUGGCUGACAGCAGAUUACAGCGUUUUUAGUUUUUUUCACAGAUACAGAUUUUUACAAAGGUGUCGUCUGCACGUGGAAAACACAAGUUAAAAUGUUUUAAGCAUAUCGCUGUCGUGUAAACGUACCCUUAGUAGAUCGCGUUGGUCGUUAUGGGAAUGCUAAUUUUUCCUGUUUAGUAAAUCUGGCCCUUAAUGCAAUGGUACACAACAUACUCCAAAUAUGGAAUCCUGCAGGAGUGAGCAGAUUUGAUUUGUAGUUAAGGGGUUUGUCAUCGAAUGGAUGUCCAAAAAACCAGUGUCGUAUUGUACUGACAAAUAGACCGUUUUAGCAAACUCAUCUUAAAGAUUGAGCUCUAUAUGACUAAAAAGAAUAAAAAUGAAUUUACCUUGA